AUGAAUUCAUCAAAUAUCUUGACUAAUGACUCAAGUAUUUUUCAAUUUCCAACAAUUUUUGAAUACAGCUAUGCUCAUACCCAUUCCAAACGCCUGAGUCAAUGUGGACAAUCUUUUUCAAAGAAUAAGUGCGGUGUCACUAUAUUUGACAUUACCAAUGAUUCAGAAAUAGAAUUAGAACAAGCUAGAUUUUCUUUUAAUUAUAUAUACAAUGAAUUAAUCAAUUAUAGUGAUGAGGAAAUAAUUAGAUCUAAGGAAAAGGGAAUUAAUAGAAAGUUCAUAUUAAUAUCAACUGCAAUGACUUGGGUUAAGGAAACUUGCAAUAAUCAAAUUUAUAGCGAGAAUGAAGAGGUAAAUACUAGUUUUACGGAAAAAAAUAUUUUUCAAACAUAUAUAAUUGGUACUGGCAUUAUUUACGGUCAUGAAGAAAAUGCUUUACAUCAUGUUUUUACUAGUGCUUGGCAUAAUCCUAAAGAAAUGUAUAUUACCAUGUUGAAUCGAACAGUGCCUGUGUUUCAUGUUGAUGAAUUAGUCAAAUUAGUUUUCAUUGUUUCAAAAUAUGAUCGUGUUAAGACUAACUAUAUUCUGGCAGUAGAACAAGAAUCAUAUGGUUUUAAUAACAUUAUAAGAUCCAUGUGUGAUGAACUUUAUUCUAUGUUAGAUAUAAUUAUACCCGACAAUCAGAUACUUCAAACAUCAAUAAUAUCAAAUAUGAAAAAAUUGACACUUGAUUUUGUUGAAGCAAAUAAAUUAUACUCUCUAAAAAUUAUAGUUAGUGGGCAACCAACACACGUGUCAUCCAAUAUUGCAAAGCGUUUAGCUAAGUAUUAUAAAGUACAACUGAUUAACAUUCCUAAAUUAAUAAAUAACUAUUUCACCUCAUUGAAAAAUGAUCGAAUUGAAUUAGAGUUAAAAAUAAAUGAUCUUUUCGUAAAACGUACCAAUAUCAAACAUGCGUUAGCUAAAUUAAUUGCUCAAUUUGAUGAAUGGUAUUCAGAAAUGUUGCGAAGACAGUUGUUUGACUAUUAA
Myzus persicae (green peach aphid) is the source of this 1029-nucleotide messenger RNA. Its product is annotated as adenylate kinase 7-like. NCBI's taxonomy places the organism in Eukaryota, Metazoa, Arthropoda, Insecta, Hemiptera, Aphididae. The transcript is spliced from 5 exons. Bases 1 to 1029 code for a protein of 342 amino acids. The record is from RefSeq and is a predicted model, not a curated record.